GCGCUGCCCGGCAUGGUGACGCCACCAGAGAGCCGCACGCACGGCCCUUCGCUCCGUUCCGGUCACCUCCAACCGUCUCCUCCCAGCAGCUGCCAACUCCCAGGCCGCGGGACGCCGCCGAGUUCUCCACGCGGUCCGGGCCGGCGGCGAAACGACCCUCGAGCGCGCGCGGCGCCAGGCCGGAAGUUGCAGGCCACAUCCCGGAAGCUGCUAGCCAAUCAUCGAAAGCUUCCGGCCAAUCACCGGAAGCUACGGAUCGCGCCCCGGAAACGCAAAGGUGUGCCGGGAAAGAUGGCGGCCGCGGGAGAGUCGGCGGCGCCGGUUUGCGUGUUGGUGCUGGGUAUGGCCGGCUCCGGGAAAACCACCUUCGUGCAGUGCCUCGCGGCCCACCUGCACGGCCAGCGGUGCCCACCUUACGUGAUCAACCUGGACCCCGCCGUGCACGAGCUGCCCUUCCCCGCCAACAUCGAUAUCCGGGACACUGUGAAGUACAAAGAAGUCAUGAAGCAAUACGGGCUGGGCCCGAAUGGUGGAAUAGUGACCUCUCUUAAUCUUUUUGCUACGAGAUUUGAUCAGGUGAUGAAGUUUAUCGAAAAACGACAAAAUGCAUCCAAGUAUGUUAUCAUUGACACACCAGGACAGAUUGAGGUGUUCACGUGGUCAGCAUCAGGAACCAUCAUAACUGAGGCACUGGCUUCUUCUUUUCCUUCAGUUGUUGUUUAUGUGAUGGACACCUCUCGCAGUACCAACCCUAUCACCUUUAUGUCCAACAUGCUGUAUGCCUGCAGUAUCCUGUACAAGACAAAGCUGCCUUUUAUUGUUGUCAUGAACAAGACAGACAUAAUUGAUCACAGUUUUGCGGUAGAAUGGAUGCAGGACUUUGAGACUUUUCAGGAUGCUCUGAAUCAAGAGACUUCCUACGUCAGUAACCUGACUCGUUCUAUGAGUUUAGUGCUGGAUGAGUUUUACAGUUCACUGAAGGUGGUUGGUGUCUCCGCUGUGUUAGGCACAGGACUGGAUGAUUUUUUUGUUCAACUUUCUAAAGCUGUAGAAGAAUAUGAGAGGGAAUAUCGUCCAGAAUACGAACGCCUGAGGAGAACAUUGGAGAAGGCUCAAAAUAAACAAAAGAGAGAUCAGCUGGAGCGCCUUCGGAAGGACAUGGGCCCUGUGUGUAUGCAGGGCAACACACUUGCAGGGUCUGAUGAUGCUUCUGCAAUGGGUCCCUCUGAGCUGAUCCUAACACGAGGAAAUCUUGAUGAGGAUGAAGAAGAGAGGGAGAGUGAUACUGAUGACAUCGACCAUGAAGUUACUGAGGAGAGUCAUGAAGAACCAGCCUUCAAAAACUUUAUGCAAGAAACACGGAUGAGAUACCAGAGAAGAAGCAGUGAGAAUGAAUGAGACGCCUAGAAAUAAAUGGCUUGAAAUUCCUUGAGAUGGAAUUAACGGUAAAAGAACAGCAUGAAGAAAGCUGCGUGGAAACAUGCAUGAAGUCUGAAGUCCUUGAACAGCUUCCUCUGAUAUAUUGUAUCUUUCUGCAGUAACUGUUGGUCAUACGAGUAGAGGGUUUUCUAUCCAACUGACUGCACGUUUGGCCAUCUGCUACAAAAUCACAGAACCUUGGGAGUUGGAAGGGACCCCAGUCCAAGCCCUGCUGAAGCAGGUUCUCUACAGCAGGUUGCAUAGGAGAGUUUCCAGGUGGGUUUGAACAUCUCCAGAGUGGGAGACUCCACCACCUCUCUGGGCAGCCUGUUCUGGAGCUCUGCCACCCUCACAGUAAA
Molecule: messenger RNA, 1778 nt
Organism: Phasianus colchicus (ring-necked pheasant)
Lineage: Eukaryota; Metazoa; Chordata; Aves; Galliformes; Phasianidae
Gene: GPN1
Product: GPN-loop GTPase 1
Molecular function (GO): GTPase activity; ATP hydrolysis activity
Source: RefSeq, a predicted model, not a curated record